Messenger RNA from Phymastichus coffea, 895 nucleotides. It is a transcript of the gene AIMP3, whose product is annotated as eukaryotic translation elongation factor 1 epsilon-1. Gene Ontology annotation, biological process: positive regulation of DNA damage response, signal transduction by p53 class mediator. Gene Ontology annotation, cellular component: cytoplasm; aminoacyl-tRNA synthetase multienzyme complex; nucleus. The coding region runs from base 210 to 728 and encodes 172 amino acids. The transcript is spliced from 4 exons. The record is from RefSeq and is a predicted model, not a curated record. Lineage: Eukaryota; Metazoa; Arthropoda; Insecta; Hymenoptera; Eulophidae.
ACUUGACUGUAAAGUAACGAGGUGUGGAGCCGUGAAGAGUAGCAGUAGAGGGGAAGAGAGAAAACACUUUAUAAGUGAUCGUAGUAAGUAUUGUAUGUAUGCGCGUUCAGUGCAAGCGACACAGCAAGACAGCUCCGCACGUUCGGCGUUCAAGUGUGUAAAAUUUUGCGUUCAUCACAGUCAGUUUAUUAUUUUACCCCUCUGCAAUUAUGGUUCUCUGCAAUAUUGAGUGUGUUCAAAGAAUAUCUCAGUAUCUCGACAUCUCACCUGGGAGACUUUACGUUUCCGAGAACAAUGCUGUUACAUCCGAUGAUUUGAUAAAAAACCAAUGCACCGAAGGAUUUAGUACAAUUGUUCAAGCUCUUGUUAAAAAUUCUAAAUAUCCUGCAAUUUUGGGUGAUGAUGCUGUUACACAAGCUCUUACUCGACAGUGGCUCGAAUAUGCAGUGCUUUGUGUUAAUUAUGCAGAUAACUCAAUUAAUGAAAAAAGAGUUUUGAAGGAACUGAAUACUGUGUUAAAAAUGAGUACCUAUGUUUCUGGAACCAAAAAGACUAUUGCAGAUAUUACUCUUUAUUAUGCUGUACAUGGAAUUAUGCAAAGACUAUCUUUCCAAGAAAAAGCUGAACAUGUCCAUGUGUCAAGAUGGUUUGACAACAUGCAGCAAGAUGACAAAUUGAGGCAAACAAUGGAUUUGAUCAAUUUUAAUAUGAUGCAUUUGUAUUUGUAAAGAAUGUCCACUUUAUUCAUGUCAUAUUAUUUUCCAAUAUUGAGGCUACAACUUAAAUUUAUAAUUUGACCAAAUUAGUGAUUUGUGAUUAGUAAGUACAUUUGUUAAUUACAUCUUUAAGGAUAAUAAAUCUUGCAUUUAUUAAUUAUUACUGAUCUGUCAAGUUC